AUGUCUAAAAGCCGAAGUGACGUCUGGGAUCAUUUUGUUGCCGAGAAUCAAACAUCAGCAAAAUGCAAGCACUGCGAUGCAACAAUUCGCCGACAUGGCAAUACAACAAAUCUUCGAAAACACCUUAUUAGACGCCACUCGAAUGUUUACCAACCAACCGCAUCAACUAGCGCUGGCAGUUCAUCGAUAACGAGCUUUUUUCAAAAGAAGAUUGACCCAUCAGGAGACAAAGCAAAAGAGAUCACUGCGCAUAUUGCCAACGUCUGUGUUAAAGAUUUGCGUCCAUUUAGUAUUGUUAAAGAUGCUGGGUUCCGUGCUCUCAUUAAGCAUGCAUGGCCAACCUAUCAAAUUCCAAAACGAGAAACGAUCCGCCAACUGAUCAUGCUUCGGCACACUGCAGGCAUAAAAGCAUUAAAGAGCGAACUGGAAAGAUUGAAAUCAGACGUCUCUAUUACAACUGACGGCUGGACUAGUAUGGCUCAGGAUAGUUACUGCACAAUUACCGUGCACUUUCUUCGUGAAUGGGAAAUGACAUGCAAAGUCCUCGCGACAAGAGCAAGCCUUGAUCGUCAUACCGGGGUGAAUUUAGCUGUUGAGGUGAACGAGACGAUGAAAGAAUUUGGCCUUGAAGAUCAUGUGUUUGCCUGUAUUCACGAUAACGCUGCAAAUGUUAAUCUCGCCGGCCAAAUGAUCAAUGGCACAAAAGAGAGACCGAUAGCCUUCAAUAUCGGCUGUGCGGCGCAUAGUCUGAAUUUAUCGAUCGGAGAUGCAAUGAAGAAAGGGGUUGACCAGCCCUUUGAAAAGAUGGUUGCUGCAGCCAGGAGGCUAGUGGGGCACUUUAAAAUGUCCAGUCUGGCAACAAAUGGUCUUCGUGCUAAAGUGAAAGAGAUGAUGGCGUCUGAACAUCAUGGCAAGGGAUUGAUUCAGGACGUGUCUACCAGGUGGAACUCAACAUUUUACAUGUUGGAGCGUCUGUCGCUGUUGCGUUGGCCAGUCGUUGCGGUGUUGUCUGAUCAAUCUCUGACCAAGCCACAAGAAGCAAGGGUCCUAGAUAUGCCCGUUGAAUCUUGGAAACUUGCUGAGGAAGUAGUUCCAGUUCUUAGGAAGGUGGAGCUGGCUACUGUUCUUUUUAGCUCGCAGUCCAAAACAACAUCCGGUGUUGUCCUGCCUGCUAUUACCGGUUUAGUUCAUCAAUUGAAAGCCAUGACGUUCGAGCGUGCGGUAACCGAUGGCCGACGGCGAGCAACCACUCCGCCAGGUCAGAAUUUUAGGGAUACCCUGGUCCAGUCGCUGACUGACAGAUUCUUUCUCGACCAAUUGGAUGUUACCGGUGAACAAACAGACACCUGUGAAACGGUUCCAUUUUAUCUGUUGGCUUCAUUCAUGGAUCCCAGGUUUCGUGAUCUGUCAUUUCUGAGCGAAACCGAGCGGAGUGCAUUAGUGGAGUUUGCGUCAAAGACCCUGAAAGCCAUGCCAUCAUCACCUGCAAGCAGCGAUGUUGCUGCUGCCACUUCAUUGGAACCGGAGAUCUUGCCACCGCCAAAGAAAAAGUCCAAGUCAGAGGUAGCCAUGGAAGAGUUGCUUGGUAAAGGAAAAUCGUUGAACAGCUCUGGGGAAUCCACCUGCGAAGUAGAAUCUCGCGCGGAAAAGAACCAAAGGAUUGAUAAGGAGAUUCAGCAGCUCAGCAACGAGGCACCAAUUGGUUUGACGGAAGAUCCGUUAAUGUGGUGGAAAGAAAACGAGAAACGAUACCCUCUCGUACGGAACCUUGCCGCCAGAGUGUUAGCAGCUCCGCCGACGUCUGUGCCAAGCGAGCAGAUUUUCAGCAAGGCUGGACUUGUCGUCUCAAAGAAACGUGCCGCACUUAAGCCAGCCGUUGUAGACGCACUUUUAUUUUUAAACAAAAAUAACAUGUAG
Dendronephthya gigantea is the source of this 1917-nucleotide messenger RNA. RefSeq names its product zinc finger BED domain-containing protein 1-like. The record is from RefSeq and is a predicted model, not a curated record. Lineage: Eukaryota; Metazoa; Cnidaria; Anthozoa; Malacalcyonacea; Nephtheidae. The coding region runs from base 1 to 1917 and encodes 638 amino acids. The transcript has 2 exons. Gene Ontology annotation, molecular function: protein dimerization activity; DNA binding.